Messenger RNA from Xyrichtys novacula (pearly razorfish), 18621 nucleotides. NCBI's taxonomy places the organism in Eukaryota, Metazoa, Chordata, Actinopteri, Labriformes, Labridae. The record is from the annotation of a GenBank genome assembly.
GAUGGGCGUGGACGAGGCAAAUAUAUAACAAGAUGCCUUCAUGUCUCUCGGUUGUGUUUUGUUGACUGUGGCAAAAUAGUAGUGCGUGGAGUUGCUUGAAGGUGCUGCUGCAACACGGUAGGUUAAAAAACUUUAUUUCAUGAAAGUGGGGAAAAUAAGGAGGUCAGACAUGGACGAUAGUAUUGGGUUACUGAGCGUCCCUACACGCAACCAAUGUUAUUUCCCUUCCGUUAACUUUUCUUGCACCAUCCUCGACUCAUGACAGCAACUUUCUGUGAGCAAAACUGUGGACGACGUGGAGGUUUUAUCGGCUUUGGCUUCAAGUGAAUUCUUCUAUCUGAGGUACAAGGCGACCAAACCGCGCGUUUCUCAGCCUUAUUCUCCUCGUGUGCUCACAUGCAGAAAGUUAAACUCUGAAACAGUCGCCUGCAGAAUUAGCCACUGACCCACGUAGACAAGACCGUCAUUGUCGAAAACAGCUCUGAUGUACUCUCCUGGUUUAAUCGUUUCAUAACUGUAAACUUAUUAACUAUCAUCAGACUAUUCUAGCCAAAAUUUACGCAGAUGUGGUGGCGCGUGCUUGUUCGCUGCAUGCGCACGCGGAGCUGUACCGAAACAUUUCUCAGACUUCUGAGUGGAUCAGCACUUUCCUGUUUGUUUAUAUGAACGUGUCAGAAAAGAUAAUGAAUCGGGCUGAAAUUGCAGAAAUGAAUCCAUCUGGUCACGGUGGAAAGAAAUGUUCCAGUUUGUACAGUUUCAGACUAUCUCUAACCUUCAAAUGGACAAAAACACUUCGUUCAAAGUUACAGUUUUGCUUUAGGGCAAACGUCGGCUACUCCUCAAAAGUUUUUCAUAGAAUAAUUGUGAUUGUAGCUGUCUUUAGGUGUCUUUAUAUGUGCCAGAUAUUAAGCUGCAUUAUUAAUUUUGUGUGUUUUUUGUUUCUGUUUUUAAUACAGUAUGCCAUGUAUAACAAAGGCUACUGUUUCUACUCACAUGUCUGGAACUAGAAAGACAAAUAAAUGUAGUUGUGAAUAUUUUAUGUACUGGUGUGACAAAAAUAAAAGGACAGAGAUAGAAUGAAAAUCAGAUAAAAUUAAUACCCUUUGGCAUUUUCCUUUUGACAUUCCUCUCUGAUUCUGGCCUCCAAUGUCAAAAUAUGACGUUUUUUGGUCUAAGCAGUGUAUGACUAAGUGUCUUUGGGACCUGGUUGGUGUUGUGUGUAUUAUUAACAGGGGAAUUUAAAAUAACCAAAACUGUGAUAUUUGUAAAUUUUCAUGACUUUUCAUGACUCAUCCCUUAAGUUCUACACAAGUCAUUCAGUUAUAGUCUUUAUUUUGUGGUUUUAUUGAGAUGUAUAUCUUUAACUCUUGGUUACACAAUGAGUGCAAUUUCAACACUUGAACCUGGACCAAAAAUUUAUUUGAAAUUUUGUACAAAUGAAAUUAUUUCAUUGAGAAGAUAAUAAACAGAUAAGUAAACCAGGAAAAAGAUUUCUACUUGCAUAUGCAUGUUUUCAGUAUCCGCUGUAAACUGCCAUUGAUCAUGUUAUUUUAUUAGUGCUUAAACUUCCCAUGAAUAAAUUAUACAAUAGGCUAUAUACAGUAAAUGAUCUCCUGACUCUCAGGGUCAAUUUCUCUUCUUGGGUCCCGCCGCCCAAGUGGAUCUCAGAGGAACCAACAGUUAGUUCUUGGUUAAUUAAUGACUGGCUUAUGUUAUCACUCCUGUUGUUGGGGGAAAUCUAUAUUAAGGCUGGUUGAACACAGAAUUAGUCAAUUAGAUUGCUAAUUAAUAGCAAACAUUUUUUACUAUCGACCCUUGCUGCCAUGGCAGAGCAUGAGGGUCAAUUGCAGUUAGCACUACUCAGCAAAUGGGGAAUGUUGAGAGGAUUGGACUCCACUCAGUUAUCUGUGCUCUUUAAUUUAAUCUACAAUGUAUUCUGAUUAUCUAACACCAGAAUAACUAACAAACCAGUUCAUUACCACAGAGUUAUUUUGUCUCUUUGCUCAUGGGGAUGGAUAGGUUGUCAUUUUUAAUUAUUUUUUUUCAAAGCUAGAAUGAUCCAGGCUGUAUUUCACUCUGACUUGACGGAGCACAAAGUUUAGUAUUCUUUCCUCUCCUUCUCCGCACUGGCAGAGCUCUAAGGCCAAAAUCCCCUUUUCUGCUACUUCACUUCCUUCCAUACAAAUGAGUCUUCUUUCAAUUGAACUCAUAUGUUAGAAUUACCACUGGGAACAUCCACUUAUCCUCUUGUGGGUAAUUGGCAGUAGAUUUGUUUUGUUAAAUCUCAGACACAUCUUUAAAGUUUACAUCCUGACAGCAUAAUACCUUUAAGUGCUGUGAAAUCACUUUGUGUAGCAAUGCAGAGCAUACAAGACAAUGUUGAAAUGUAAAGGAGGCUUUGAACUGACACAGAAAGAUAGACUGAGAAACAGGCUGAUAUCUCAGCCACUGAUCUGACUGAGGCUGUUUUCUGAAUGUUUCUUAUAGUAGAGUGAGUUCCAAUUCAAUAUUUUAUGACUUAUCAAAACCCAUGGGCAAUAUUAAGUGAGUGUAAUGUGAAAUGCUUCAGCGAAAGCCAGUCUUUUUUUUUUUUAAACAAAAAGUUAUUUUGAAGGCAGCAAACAUUGCCUGAAGCUUGUGAUAAUAACAUUUCAGUGUCUGUUAUCUCUCUCUUGUGACAGGCAUGCAAACAGAAGUGACACAGAGGCCAGAGUACAACUAACCAGACUCCCUGGAAAACAUUUCUCUGAUCUUCAGAGCAACAACCCUCAGAUUUUCUCACUGAACAGCACAAGUCAUGUACCAAGUCGUACCAGGAGGAGCGGGAGGCACAAUUACAGAUGUUAUCCCCAAGCAGAAACACAGCAAGGACACUCGACCCUUAGUAGGAGCUGGCGUAAUCGGCCUGGUGCUGGUGAUUGCAGCUGUGACUGCAUGGUGUUAUUACAUAGCCUCUCUCCGCAAGGCUGAGCUGCUUAAGACUCAGCUGCUGGAUCUAAAUAAAGAUGGCUAUAUUAUCCGCAACCAGGGAGGGUCCAUUGUUUUCAGGAUGGAUUUCAGGUUGGUACUUUUUCAGUGUUGCGUAUUCAAGUAAGAUCUGUGAAUAAAUGUAAAGUCAUUUAAUCGAUUCAACAAUAAAUAAAUGAGAUAUGUGUUAAGUGUCAAUUUUAGAGGAAAAUAAAUUCAUUUCUUUGUAGGUCAGGUACAUUGGAUUUGGAUUCAUGCACCAAAGAAGGGGAGAUGUUGAGCUGUGGACGCACCACUGAUAGAAAACUCAACUUCUUUAUAGAGACGGUGCAACCUAAGGAAACUGUGCAGUGCUACCGAGUGCGUUGGGAGGAGCUGGUUCCUGACAUUCCUGUUGAACAUGCUAUGACUUACAAGUUUGCACACUGGUAUGGAGGAGCAGUGUCAGCAAUUCAGCACUGGCCUAUUUCUAUCUCAGGCCAACAAGCUCCCAAACCUUUUGUUACCAGUGACAUCUACUCAAACCGCAAUGAAUUUGGUGGUAUUUUGGAAAGUUAUUGGUUGUCUUCUAAUGCUACAGCCAUUAAGAUUAAUAAUUCUGUGCCCUUCCACCUGGGCUGGAAUGACACAGAGAAGACUAUGUUCUUCCAAGCGAGAUACAACGACAGUCCUUUCAAACCGAACCCAGGGGAGAAACCAUGUGCCGAACUCAGCUACAGAGUGUGCGUGGGCUUGGAUGUGACAUCCAUACAUAAAUACAUGGUCCGCAGAUACUUCAACAAGCCAAACAAGGUGCCUGCCAAAGCCAUGUUUCGCCAUCCUAUCUGGUCAACCUGGGCACUGCAUAAGACUGACAUCACCCAAGACAAGCUCUUGACCUAUGCUGCCAAUAUACGAAAACAUAACUUUAACUGCAGCCACUUAGAGCUGGAUGACCGCUACACUCCCCGCUAUGGAGAGUUUGAGUUUGACACAACAAAGUUCCCAAAUGCCUCAGCCAUGUUCCAAAAGCUGAAGUCAGAUGCAUUUCUGGUUUCUCUCUGGAUUCACCCGUUUGUUAACUAUGACUCUGAAAACUUUCAUGUCUGCGUAGAACGGGGUCUGUUUGUGAGGGAGCCAACAGGCAGACUACCGGCCUUGGUGCGCUGGUGGAAUGGCAUUGGUGGCAUUUUGGACUUUACAAAUCCAGAAGCCCGUGAUUGGUUUUCCUACCAGCUAAGAUCUCUGCGCUCCAGGUACGGUGUGGCGUCUUUUAAAUUCGAUGCAGGGGAAACCAACUACUUACCAUGGAAAUUUAGUACCAGAACACCAAUCAGGGACCCAAGUUUUUUCACAAGGCGUUACACAGAAAUGGCAAUUCCCUACAAUGACAGAGCUGAGCUUCGCAGUGGCUACCAGUCCCAAAACAUAUCCUGCUUCUUCAGACCAAUUGACAGAGACUCUGUGUGGGGCUAUGAGCUCGGUCUUAAAUCUCUUAUCCCCACAGUGCUCACCAUCAGCAUCCUUGGCUAUCAGUUCAUUUUACCUGACAUGAUUGGAGGGAAUGCUUAUCUGAACCGCACAGAUGGAAAUCGUGCGCUACCUGAUCGAGAACUCUAUAUCCGCUGGCUGGAGCUGUCAGCCUUCAUGCCCUCCAUGCAGUUUUCUGUGCCCCCUUGGGAAUACGACAAUGAGGUGGUUGAAAUUGCUCGCAAAUACACAGCCCUCCAUGAGAGUAUUGUGGCACCACGGGUCCUGGAGUUGGCCGGCGAGGUGCUGGACACAGGGGACCCAAUCAUACGUCCCCUGUGGUGGAUUGCCACAGGUGACGAGACAGCCUAUAAAAUCGACUCCCAAUUCCUGAUUGGGGAUGACCUCAUGGUAGCCCCAGUUUUAGAGCCGGGAAAGCAAGAGCGUGACAUCUACCUCCCUGCUGGCCGAUGGAGGAGCUACAAGGGAGAGAGAUUUGAUAUAAAGGAGCCUCUACACCUCACAGAUUAUCCUGUCGAUCUGGAUGAAAUUGCUUACUUUGUUUGGGUGUAGCAGGGGAAGAAUGUAUGAUCCGAUGAACAGACUUCAUAGCUUUAGCUCCUAUUUGCUUGUAAGACAAGCUUCAUAAAUAAGCUUUUAAUGCAUGACAAGAGUACGAUAAGUUGUACGAAAAAGAAGACUGUGAAACUGCCUCAGUGAAAAAUGCCUAAUAUUAGCUUUUAUCUAUAUUUUAAAUGAAGAAUGCCUAUUAUUCUGUUACACUCUUUUUAAGAUAAAGAUAGAUCAGCUGAAACAAGAGUGUGUAACUCUUGGUGAGUGAUACCCAUAGAAGCCAUAAGUAACAAUUAUGGGAACACAAUAAGUAGCAACACAAUAUUACAGCAGCAGAGAUAGAACAGAGUCAACAGGUCAACCAGCUGACUCAUCACAACAGUGACGCAGCUGUUGGUGGCCAACUCCUAGCUAAUGUUGGCCACCAUUAGCGACUGGCUCUAGCAGCGAAACCCAGCAUAUACUUAAGUUACAAAGGGGGUGUUUUAAUGGUUAUGAUAUCAGCCUUUUAUUUUUCUUCAAGGUAGAUGUGUUUGACAGCACUUCUAAAGCUAGUUUGCUUAAAAACCUUUUGCAAGCACGUUUAUAAAACAUUUGUGAAAAAGGGAAAAUGUAAACUGUGAGUUAAGUUCGUAAUAAUGUCAGAAUAAUUUUCUUUGUGUGUGUUUGUGCCCUUUUUUGGUUGAUUUGAAGCCUAAAAGGUAUCAUAUCAUGAAAGGACAACUGAAGAGGUGUCAUUAUUGUCAUUAAGGAGAUAGUGGGCUACAUGAAAUCCUCUGUAUUCAUAAAUAAUGCUCAGUUUGACAGAAAAAUCCCUCUUUCCUUUGACACUAAUGACUUCUCUUCUCUUCUGCUGCGAGAUACUUUUCAGGAGGUCGGGUUUUAUGCUUCACUUAUCAGGAUGAAUGCCUGAAGUUUAAUCAUUACAAACGGCAUGCGCUCUCAUUUGUGUUACAGAGUGUCGUGUAACUACUCUAAGCCUAGAAGAAGAUGCCUUUUAUUAGGCAAUAAAUACUUUAUGCUCUUCCUCAGGUAACAGCUUUUUACUGGCUGUAGUGGGUUGUGUUUUGAAGUGUGUGGUUAUUGUCCUUAUUGUGCAUUGCUAACUUUAAAUGCAGGUAAACAGGCAGUAAUACUAUGAUAACUAUAGUACAUUCACUGCCACAUUUGGAUAAAGACAACUUCAAUGUCAAUGGUUUGGUUAAUCUCUUACAUAUUUAACAUACAGAAUUUAAUCCUACAGAUAAAUGUAGCAGUAUCUGAUUAUCUUUAAUGUUUCAGUUUAAUUUAUUAUUUUGUGUUUUGUCUGUUUGAAUAUUUUGUAAAUACAGUGGUGCCUGCCUUUUCUAACAGUUUCUGCCAUAUAUGUUUGUGAUGUUUUUUUGUUAUACUUUUAUUAUUGUGACAAAUUGUCUGGUAUGAUGUUGCAAUAUUGUUAUUUUAACCCUGUACAGGGUAUGUUAACUACUUAAGGACAAUCACGUUGCUAAGCAGAUGUACCACAGAUGCUACAAAACAGAAUUUUCCACUAUGUAGCAGCUAACUGCAUCUUGUGACAUUGAUAAAUGUCACAAGAUAUUAAACAACAGGAAGGGAAAGCAAUGCCUCUCAAGUUCAGUAAUGAAAGAGUAAAACUAGUGACAUGUUGAGGAUUUUCAAGAAAGGCUUUUGACUGUCAGACUCUUCAAUUUUAACAUGUCUGUGUAUCCUUUCACUUGUAGCUCCUGUGUUGACCUUUUGGCUUUUUAUUUGUGCCUCUUGACAUAGUUUCAUCACAACAACACUUCCUAUUUAUAGCAGUUUUCACUCAGCCUCUUAGGCUAUUUCUGUCUCUGGCUAGCUUUCUUUAUGGACUAAGACUAAGAGGCCGUAUCAUGUUGUAGUCAAAUAAGGCCUUGCUUUUCCUCUCCUGGAUCUGUCAUCUGCUGUUUGCUCUGCGUUAAUGCGACUGAACUCUGUGUGGGAGACUAAAGCUUUUAGGUAAUUUUGGUAGGAGUGGAUACUUGAUGUUAUUUUGUAUAAAUGCAUAAAACAAAAUGAAGUUUGACUUCGUCUGUGAGCCCUUCUUUUGUGUUUAAUUUGCAUGGAAAACACACCAACAUGUCUUAAAACAAAUUAUGUUUUGAAACCCUGCUUGUAAGAAACUAUAAAUCUUCCAAGAGUGCAUGACAAAGUUCACUUUUCACAUCGAAAUGAAAAUGAAUGUAAGAAGAAUAGACACUGAAAUUCAGGUCAAAAAGCUGACUGUGCAACCAUUGGGCCACUAACAACCUGUCACCUCAUAUGAGUCUGCAAUACAAGAAAACUAAUGUGCCUAUCAAUUCGAUAUUGAAAGAGACUACCUUGAGGGACUUUUCUAACUUUUGCCACCAGUCUCAUCAUGAGGCAAUAAUGACAAGGUGAUGAAACAAUCGUGCAGGUUAUUUGGAGGCUGUGUUCAGAUCAAUAAAUCAUCUGCUGGUUCACGAUGCGAGGCCAGAGAGCAUGUGAUAUCUAAGUGUAAGACCAGACAGCAAGAAGAAAACAGAUGAAAUUACAACAGUAUGAGAUAAUAGCAACAGUAUUAGAAUCAGGAUUACAGCAUUAAGUAAGAUUGUUUGUGAGUUCAAGAAGCCUGCCUGGGACACUUCUUGCAGCCACAGUCGAUCUUUGGUAUGUUUGGGGAAUUUAUUCCAUUUCACAACAGCGGGGUAUGCGCUUCUGAACUGCUUCACUUUAUUUGCCAAUGCCUCAUCUUUCUUCAAAAUUGAUCUGGACUUUCAGCCUGCGCGGGGAGGACAUACAUUCAUUGAUUAACUGUCUCUGUGUUGCAUGGAUCAAUGUUAUUUGCCAGUUUGCUUUCUGCAAUCAUAUUGUUUGGCUCUGCCUGUCUUAUCAUAUACUGGACAAAUCAUUUAUGUAGGAGCUUUAAAGGGACAUUUCUUUGUGGUGGGAGAGUGGUAGAAAAAAAAACACAUUAAAAUAAAGGGACCAAUUUACUCUUAAACCAAGAGGGUCUGCUUUAGUGUAUUUAUUGACAUUAUUUAUUUUCACAUUUUUUUUCUAACAUGAUUACCCAAAUCAGUGAGGACAUAUUACGUUUUGUAGCCCACAUUUAGAGAACAGGAUUGACAUUUAACAUUUUAAAGGUUAAAAAGUUUCUUUAUACAUAAAAGGGAAUUUGUGAAAAGCUGAUUGAAUAUGCAAACUUCAAACUAACAAAUUCACAAAAUCUCAGGUUGUACUGCUGAUGCCCACAAGGGUGCAGUGUAGCUACAUUGCCAAAAUCUCUGUUUGACACGACAGUGGACCAUGGUCCAGAUGUUAAGUGUGUACACCACACACACACACACACACACGGCUCACACACACAAACGAAGCAGGACACAAAACUGGCAGAGCACCCCCUCCUCCUUCUUCCCCACCUGUGAGCCCACCUGUGUGUCCAUCUGCAGAGGAGAGACGCCAGUUGUUCUGGUUAGGAGCCAGUGUGUCUCAAGUACCUGCCCAUAUCCUCCUUCUAUGAGCCUGUCUGCUGCCUGUCCUCCACAGAAAGGCAUAUAUAUUACAUAGAGAAAGUAAAGUGGAAAGAAUAAAUCACCUUCUUCUCAACUUCUAGAAUAUUUUCAUGAUCAAAACUUUAAAAAAUAUCUGUAGCUGUAACAUCUGACAUUAAAGAGAAAGACAACCCUGAUCAAGAAUGAGUCUAAAAGAGCUUCUCUGGAUUCAAGUUCGUAAUGUUUGUAACUGUACGUAGCUUGUAGAGCUUAAGAUUAACAGUUCAAUUAUGCAAUUUCAGCGCAUAUAAAACAGGCAAUGGCCACAAACAGCCCAUUCUAAAGAAAAUAUGCUUGACACUGCAUUUUCUAACCCUCCUCAAGCAUUAAAAUGAUCUAUUAUCUCUUUAGAGAUGGUGCUGGAUACAUCUCCAUGAUUAGAGGAGACAAACAAUGAUGAAUAAGCUUCAGCUUUAUUAAAGGGGAAAAAAAGCCCUCCUGCUUCUCCUAGCUAAGUGGGGACUGAGCAUUUAUUGUAGAACACCACAGGGGAAAUAAAAAACCCACACGGCCGUCUCAUGAAGUGAGAAUCUUUGUCCUUAACCCAAGAUUUUCGCUCAGUAACUAGAAUGACCUCGCAUCUGGUGCUGCCACGGCUUGUCUGACAGGAAAAUGUCUGUCCUCGCUAGGUAACAAAUGAACCCAACACCCCAGAGACCGCUCUCGCAUCUGUUUAUCUUUUUCACCUGUCGGUUCACUGCACUGCAUCAGACUUACACUCCUCUGCAGCCUUUGUGGGUUUUAGAGCACGCCUUUGGCACAUUACAGGGUCACAGAUAGGCGGUGUGGCUGGCAGGAACAUUUGUGACUUAAUACCUUGAUAGUAUUGAAAUGAAACAAAUUAUACAAAUUAAAAUGUAAAUUUUGUGAGCAGUUUUAAACUAUUGUAAUUAGUGACAAAAGGAAAGGGGUAAAUAAAUCUGUUCAAACAACUUAGUACAAGGAUAUGCUGCUUUUUCCUUCGUCUUUUUUAUUCUACAUUUGAUAUUUCUUAGUGUCCAUUUGAUCAUCAUACAAGUACCAGUAACCACUUAACACAAUGAAAGUUAUUUAAUUCUCAAAUCAAUGAGGAAACACUAAACGUAAAGAACAGGAUUGAAGUUAGAAAUUGUAACUCUUGACUCUGCACCUCUCUGCAGCUUUAACCUUGAUAAAGACAAAGAAUACUAUCCAGAUGUUUAAAGUAUGUAAAAUUUAGCAACAGUUUUGGAGCUACGACUGAAUACCAAAAUUAAGGCCUUGGUGAGUACAACAGGAAGGUACCGUCCUCUGUGCAUUUGUGGGGUUAAAAGGUUGAACAAAAUGUCAGGCACUGAGCAGCAGAUGCAUAAUUGAAACAUUGCGUUGCUGUUGCAGCCAUGCACAAGGUUGUUUGAUUGAUACCGUUUUAGAGCACUCCUGUCCCCUCAUGCUCUGGGGGUUUACCUGGGGACAAACCAGGGGAGGGGGAAAGGUGCUUAGGUGGCUCAUCUGGGUUUUGGAGGAAAAUUGGUGCCAUCCAUCAAACAGUGCGUUUAACAAACGCUAACGCAGGCCUGGCCAACAAAGGAUUCGUAUAUAAGGCAGCAGAGCGGGAAACAUGUGAGGUGCAGGGACUGCUGAGGGUCUAUCAAUCAACCAGUCAGCUCCUUUAUUUAACAAGCGAGGGCCACAGACCCUGAGGGCCACACUCCAUAUUCUGGCUGGUUGGGCUUGCAGUCUCCUCCUGUAAGAAGGAGGAAAAAAGGGGUAAGAGAGGGAUGAACGUGAAAGAAAGAGGAGCAUGAAGGGAUUGGGGUUGGGGGUUGUGAUGGAGGUGCAGGAGGGUUUGGCCUGGUCCCCUGGUGUGCCGGUGCGCUUCAUCUUCUCAGUGCAAGGGCCUGGAACUGCUGCUUGAUGGGAUUUUCAGCCCUGUGGCCUCCGCUGUCCCAGCAUCCAUCUGGAGAGCUGCCGUGUGCGCAGCGCAGAGCCAGCCACUCAGCGACACAGCCAUAAAGAACAACCCAUAGGCCAGCCAAUGCCACUGAUCUGAGGCUCGCAGCUCCGUUCAGAGGACAGGCCAACACCCAGUGGCACACAUUCCUGUCAGGGACACAGGCUUGAUCCCUGAGCUACUGUGUGCUCAGUGGAACAGACGAUACGCUCUGCGAGGCAGCGCACAUCCAACCACAGACUCCUUCAAAGCCUCGAGAAAUUGAAAUGGAACGAGGACGUCACUAUUCAGCAUCCUUAAUGGUGUGGAGAGGACGAUCUCCCAGCUCUCAUUUGUUCUGUCUCUGUGUGUGUCACAGCUUUGAAAUAUAUACACUUAUUGCACUGGUCUGCACUGCUCAGGUCAUAUUGUGCAUUCGGUUUCUGAUCAAGGCCAGGAAAAGAGGGAACAGAGGAACCUAAUAGACGAUGCAAACAUAUCCACAGUAGUCACACACAUUCCUGUUUUCAAUGCCUCUGGCAGAGGGUUUGUUGUAAUAAAACCUUGCCUGAAAACACAACUUCCUUUGCAUGUUCAAUGAAGUCCUUUUUUGACAGGGCGUCCAAUUUAAUACCACAACAUACAGCAUCCAGAACAAUAAUAUCAGCGAUAUAUAAUUGAAAAUCAAGAGCAAAUAUACAGAGACAAUCGUUACUGCCUCUCAUUAUUGGAUCCAAUUUAUGUAUACCCCAAGGGAAGAAGUAGAAAAUUAUAGAUCGCCACUGUGGAGAGCGGAGAUACAGUACCCAGUAUAUUGGUGGUGCACGUGCUGGAGAUCCAGUCUGAUAUAUUUGAUAUAUGUGUGGGAAGUUUGGAUUGGAAAUGUUUUGUUCCUCCUCAGGGCUUCGUGGCUUCAUUAGCAUAUCUUUUCCCUCCUGACGACUGUAAAUUCAGUGAAUGCAGCCCUGCAGUGGGUAAGGUGGGCAGACGGCAGACUGUAUAAAUAAACAGAGUCUGUCUGAGGGCAGCACUGUGGCCCCCACCUGCCCACCAUCAAUCAAUAUUACAGCGGCCACUGGCAGCCCAAUCGCCUUUUUAUAGGGCUGUGAAAUGAUCAAACAUCUGCUCAUAACCAUGCUUCAUAUAUAGAUGGAUCAUACAUAUCAUAUCAGAUUCUGCAUAAUAUCAUGUCGCACAACAGGAUACAACAAUGACAUUUAUGCAAAAGGGGAAUAUUCAGGGGCAUGAGCAGCCUUGAGGCAGAUUCCUCAAUAACAAAUCCAGUCAGCUUUUUGAAUCAACAAAGACUAAAUAGACGACAGUCAACACAACUUUUCCUUGCAAACACAGUCCUACCUUAGCCACACAUAGGAACAAAAAGUAACACAAACUGCAAAGGUAAAAAAAUUGAAAAGCUAGUGACUGAAACCACAAAUUAUGGCCAGAAAAUUCAUUUUUUUGGAGCUGAAAUGUUUAUUUCACUUACUACUGAAAAACAAAAAAAUCAAAAUGUCCGUAAAAUUUAACAAAUAUAUUCAUUGAUCUGGUUUGAUACAUUAGAUGUUUUUGGAAACUGAUAAACCACAAAAGGACAUUUUUAUCAUUUAUCGGACUGUAUUCAGGUAUUUUUUUUGGUAAUUUGUUGAUCAUAUUGAUUUGACAUAAGUUUUAUUAAAGUAUGUGUCAAAUAUGAUACAAAAGGCAUUACAGGGCUAGAACUGAAUGAUGGAAGUUCAUAAAAUAUUACACUUCAACAUCUCCAAUCUCAAAUGUGGCCUUUUCUGGUUGAAAAUAAUCAAUCAGAGUGAAUAUGAUCCAAAUUUCCAUGAUAAAUCAAGAUAAACUUCUAAUUUCCAGUUAUGACAAACAAAAAAGUUCUGGAGUGCUUGUAGUGACAAAAGGUAUUUUCAAGAGCAGCUAAGUGAGUUUAUUGAAGCGAAUCAAUAUUCUGAUGACAAGGUACUCAGAAAAUUUUGCUCUCUGCAUUGAUAAAUACUUUUAUUUGCCGAAGCUACACUUCAUAUUUUCUUCCCCAAUUAUCACAUGCUCUCUUGUUUUGAGUAAGCACCUUCCACCUCCUUGUUUACUGUCUAAAAGUCAGCCAUUGCGAACAGGAUAAAAGUUGAGGCCAGUAACUAGUUUGGCAACUGUAGUAGACAAAGGUUAGGGGGUCUCGGUCCACAGAGAGGGGGAAUGAAUCCAACUGGUCCAAGGUUAAUGGUGGCUCCGAACAAAAUGGAUUCAGUGCCAGGGGCGUGCUGACAGGUGAUUUGACAUGAGUGAAGGUGGGCCAUCAAUCUCCUGUUGGCCCCUUUGACCCUCCCCGCCCAGCAGUAGCAGCUAGGGGGCGCCAGGUGUCAUGGCACCCUGACCUGUGCGGGUCUCCAGAUAGCCCACCUGCUGUCUGCCUAAAGCUCCCCCUACGGCGGGUAAAGAGACUCCCAUCACUUCACGCUCGGCCGGCAUAAUGAAACUGUGAUUGGAAGAUAGUGAACUGUGACAGGCAGGAGUAGACUCAAAGUCUUUGACCAAAUUCAGACUGCUCGCUCUAGGUUUCCUUUUACAGCGCGCUUUUCUCUUGAAUCGCUCUGACAAUUUAAUGGUGCAAAAAUGAUAAUCUGCCAGCCGGGCUUUGAUACGCUCUCUCACUCUGAGUGACUAUUGUGUCCCAUACUGCAGAGUAUAGAGAUUUAAUUCAAACUGGGGAGAAAUAUCAUCAACAUUUGCUGAAAUAAAACUACUAUGUGUAAUAUGAACAUCACCAUGUGCAUGUGUGCAAUGCUCUUUCCCCCCCUGUGUUGUCCAAAACCUCCUGGGGGAGGCUCAGCUCCAUGUUUAAACCUGACAUAAAUUCCCUGUCACAAAUCCCCAGGGCAGCCAGGCUUGUAGGCACAAAAGCAAAUAUUUCCGUUCCUGAUCAUGGCCAAUCCCUUUUAACAUCCCCACCCACUGACCAUCCCUCCAUCCCCACCCAUCCUCCCUUUCCAACCCUCCCUCUGAACCUACCCGAGCACCGCAAGCCAGCCAUUUGUCACAAAGUAAUUAUAGAAUUAUCGAUUGGCAAGCAAUUAACACCUUUCUUCUCUUUUUUUUUCCAGGCCUCCUCUUUGCCCCCACCCCAUCCUUUAAUUUGAACUCGGAGAGAGAAAGAAUAAAAGGCUGAGGUUGGGGGUUGGGGGGUGGAGGGUGUAGGCGUGGGAGUAACACAUUUAAUCCUGCUGGCAUUUCCUAGUUCUCCUCAAAUUAAUAGGGCGACAGGGACAAAACGGCUUUUCUCUUUCUUGCUCUGUUUCCUCGGUUAUUUCUCUCCUUGUCUUGCCUGCUGAUCUGUCUUUAACAGACAGGGAGCUGCUUAGAGAACAGCCAAACACUCUAUUCAAGCUGAGAUGAAUGAAUACCCCAUUAAACCUGGUUUUUAAAGAACACCUUGCAUGCUUGAUAGAUACAUACCUCCUGAUGUGAAAACCUCAACAAUGUUGUUGAACUCUGAAAGAGAAAAUGACUCAACCGACACUGACUAUUCUUAAUUUUACGUCUAUCCCACCUCUUCUUCCUGUCCUGUUUUCCGUCCGCUGCUCCUAGUAUUGGUCCAGAUGGACGUGCAGGGGGAACAGUGCUAGCACUGCUGGCUGGCAGGUGUCUGAGUCAGGAUGGAUGUCAUGGAACAUCACCUUAGUAACAUAUGGAGAGGGACAGGGGAGAUGGUUUCCCCUUCUGGCAAGUAUGAUAACACAUCUUCUCUUUCUGUUUAUCUGUCUCUUCCUCCCUACUUCACUCUCUCCUCUGACUUUCAUAUUAUGCUCCUCUGGUCCACUAAAAGGGAUUUAAUGUCAUUGAGAUUUAUUUUUCACCAUUUGCUUCUUCUUUUUAAUACCAGGAUAUUUUGUUGUAUCUGAAAUGGAGCAUAAUAUGUAUUCUUAAACUAUGGAUCAGACCCCAAAGUGGGUCACGGCUCUACUUUUAGUGUCGUCCCACAAAGUAAAAGUACCAAUAAAUAUUAAUGAGUCUGUAUCCUAGGAUGAGAGACUAAAUUUCUAAUUUGGGUUUCUGCAGUGGAAAAAAGAGGCCCUGAGUUACACAAUUUAAUUUUCUUCUGCCUCCUCGAAUAAGGGGGCAAGGCUACUUCUAAAUUGCAAUUCAUGUCAUCACACCAGCAUUGAAUAGUUUCCCUUUUUUCUGAGGGGAGCAGAUGAGACAGAGCUGCUGUUGUCAUCCAUCACAUUGAUGGUGACAAAUUUAGUCACUUUGAUAAAAAUAAAACCAACAGUAUGAAUCCUUGUUCCUUUGCCAAAAUGACAAUAGUGUGGUUAAGUGAGGGAAUACGGAAAAUGUUUAUGGGAGAAGUGUCUACAUCGUGACAAAAACAUUGAAUAAUUUAAUGGCUUUCAUGUGGGCUGUCAGCUUCAAUGCGAUUAAGAUCCAUAUUUAACUCAAUUUUUUAUCACUUACUUAUCUUUGAGUCACAGAGGCUUACUACUUUUGUCCUUUUUCUUUUGACUAAAGUUUAAAAUCUAAGAAUAGGAACAUUAACGCAUGUCAACAGUAAUACGCACUUUGUGUCAAACUGAAUCAAAAUAUAACAAAAGUCAAUUUUUAUCCCAAAUUCAAGUCAUCGUUGGAACAUGGAGAGAAAGGUUUUUAUUUGAAUCAUAAUGUGCAACUUCAGUUCAAAAUCUAUCAGUGUAUCAGGCCCACUGAAGUUUGAUCGUGCAGAGGGCGUGAUCUUCAAAACCUGAUCGUUACAUGACUUCAGUAAAUCAAAACAGUAAUGUUUUUCCACAAAAAUGGAGGACCAAUUCAAUCAAUCAAAUAACACUAAGCAAACAAACACAACACCCAAACAUCUGAGAAGUGCGAGGAAUAAUUUGAGGUUCUCCACCAUAGAUUUCACAUUAAAAGCCCAAGAUAUGACUGUAUGUUGACUUUGUACAAAGCAGCUGGUCAAAAACAACUACAAUGAAUCCUUGUGUUUCAUAAGGUAUGUAGGAGAUGGCACAAAUAAGCAGUGUAAUGUCAGCAGGUAAUAUUGUAAAUAAAAAGAGAGCUAUACUUGAUACCAAGCAAGUUAGGAAGGUUCUAUAUGUCCAAACAUUACUUUGGGAUACCUUUUCAGUAUUGAUCCAAAAAUUGAUUGUUUUGAGGAAGUAACAUCCCUGCAAGCUAAAAUAUUUAUUAGAUUGAUGUAAACAGGGAACCCCCCUUACAAAGACCUACAAAGCACUAUUUUGGAGUAUUUUAGUCUCCAAAGACGAUUGAAUUGAACUUAAUCCAACAAUUUUACCAUAGUGCUCGCUAAUGGGUGGAAAGUAACUGCAGACCAGUCAACACUAUGGAAGACAAGAGUCUAAGAGACAUCUUCGGGCUAGUAUCUUGUAAUCAGUGAUCAUCAAUCAAAAUUAGGUUGAUGACUGCACUCCAGGUUGACGCUGAUUGGAUAUUGCACUCCUUUGCUUUAAUGGUUCCACAUACAGAGGAAGGACACUGUAAAGAAGCAUGUGCCCAGCACUUAAAGUGCACAAAAAUGACAUAAUGCAAGAGACGCUUGUAACAUCGGCCAAAUGCAGCAGAUCUACGACAACAGCCGGAGAAUGGACAAUAGCCGGAGCCUCUAAUCCAAGAUGUUUCCACCAGAUGGAAGACCACAUUGAGUUUGAUCAUCAGACUGAAAAGGAACAAAGAUCCACUCAGAGCUACGCUUGAUCUUCAUCAGUAACAAAGUCCAGCAGUUAUGAACCAGUGCAGAAUUUGAAAACAUCAGGAUGCUUGAGACACUCUUGUAGCAAUGCAUGUAAGCUGUUUGAAUAACAAGAAAAAAAAAAUCCUAGAAAUAUCUUCUUACUCUGAUGCAGCAAACUGGAUGUUCAUCUUUUAGCUGGCUUUGUUGUGUCUUUAACAACUCUUAAUUACGAAGAAAAUGCAAAUGUAAUUCAUUAUUGUAGAGUGUUAACAUUUUCAACAACAGUGUUGGCAAUACUGCAAAUAGCUAAAGACUAACAGUAACACCAAUGUUUCCAGGGCCAAUACUGGGCAGAGUCAGCUUAUUUUACUGCUAGCUGCAUGGCUAACUGGGGGUCCAUGGCUGGAAGAAGCUGCCCUGCAGCUCAGUGGAACUUUUACAGGACUUGGCUCCAAUUAUUCCUGGGCUGCUGCUUAACAAACAUGGAGUUUUCCAGUUAUAUGAAGAGAAUUUGGCCUGACAGCCCUCCUGCUCGUCUGCCUUCUGUAUCCCUGGUGCCAGGGUCUAGAACAGACCCCCUCCCCUCUGUAAAUCACUCAGCUGGUGUAUUAAUGAAUAUGUUUUUGUAUUUUCAGUCAUUCAUUAUUUGAGUGAAUGCAAACACUCCUCCCAACUAACCUGAAGAUACUACUGCCCCUUUCAGCUGAUGCCUGAUGUGCUGGGCCUGAUAACAUCUUGAAUAACCUUAGGACUGCUAGGACCCCCUGGUUACAAGGCUAACUGAUGUCCAUUGCUGAUUGAAGCUUCACUGAGCACCCAUUAAAUUAGCAAGGCUUUCCGGACAUUAUGAACCUUUUCUCAACAAGGUUGGCUGAGUUUAUUUACAUAUUCAUACAAUCAUUAACUGUCACCGUAAACAUCAGACACAACAUACUUUGAUGGUGUUUGUCAGUAAGAGUCUAAUAAUAUCAAUUAAAUUUGGUGUUUUGACUUCUCCAACCUGUUGAUAAUAAAGUUGUGUCACUUAGCGCCCCCCACAGGCCUGCAGCACUUCAGUUUAAGGACCUAACUUGCAGCUUUUACCUUUAUCUGCAGCUGCUUUCUGGUAAUGUGCAUUUUGCUUAGUUUCGUUUGUGUAUUUUACAAUGGUUUUUCUGCACAUGCAAUGGUUUUGCUUUUUUUCAGCAGGUCUUUCUACUUGCUGCAAUUUCCCUCCAUUGUGUUUGUUUUGGACUGUUGCAUGCGUUUCACAAGUUGUGUCUUUUCUGCAUUUGCAGCACAAAUCUCCAAAUGAAGAUGGUUUGGGCUGAUGCAGAUCACUUGCCCUUUUUGGCCACCAUACAUAGUAGUGUAGCAGUGAGCAAGUAAUUGAGUAACUAGUCUUAAAGUCAAGACUAUACAGUACGUUUCAUUUCUAAAUAGAAGAACUGGUAAGAAUUGCUUUGAACUGUUAACUGUUUUUAAAACGCAAAAUAAUGGAAUUCCAAACAUGUAAUUAAACCACAAUUCAAUACUGAAAUUCAGUGAUAAAAUGCAUUCUGGAAAUUAACUGUUUGACAGCCCCAGUCUGAAUGCUUGCUCUUAUAUACACACAAAAAUAAAUACCUACAUUUGUUUGCAAAUGCAGCCCGUUUGAGUUCACCGCAGGCUCCCUCUCUCCAAAUGCCACUAACUUAAUUUGAGUGGCAUUUAUUUGACAGCAAUUUAGGAACAAUUUGAAGCCAUUGAAGGACCCUUUUUCUUUCAUGCUGUAGUGCUAAUCAAUAGUUCCCCUUGGGAUGGUAUUCAAACACACAUACAGCAAUAUUCCUUCCUGAAAAACACUGUGAUAUUGACCUGUUUUUCCUGCCCUGCAGCCCUUCUUAUUUUCUCAAAGAAAUGGUAACCCAGGAGACCCACAUUGUUGUGGCCCUCUGCUCAAUGCAGGUUUUCUGGCUUUUAUGGCUGAAAACACCCGCGGCUCUCUGUCACUGCUUCUUCUUCCAAAAAAAGGAAAAGAAACCCCCCUCACUUUUUUGCAGUUUAUUCUGCUCUUUUGAUAUUUGGAAGAGUUAAGUUAGAACUUAAGAAAUUUUUUAAAUCUAUCUGACAUCUGACUUAUUACAUUUUGUAACGAUAAAAGGGUGAUGAUAAUUUAGAAAUGACCAAACUUCAUCAUUAAAGUACCUCUUGCCUCUUUACAGUUGUGCAGGAAAUUCUACAAGCUGUUGAAUCAAAAAGCUGGCAUACAUUUUCUGUUGAUUCAGUCAUUUAUCAGUGCUGCUGCAACCUUCAAAAUGUUAGGAUUAGAAAGCAUUACAAAUGCUCUGAUACAAGGCAUCAUUUGCACAGAGGUAAAUGAUAUCAUGUAGUGCUGAUUUGUCAAAUUCUUGUAAUUAAAAAAAAAUGACCACAAUAAAUGUGAAGGCUAGCCAUGGAAAACUGAAAUGAGAUAAAGCCUAAGCAUUGACUCUUUAGAGCUUUCACAUUCAGUCAAGUUUGGUUGGAUUUAUGUCAUUCAUCUUUCCUUUCUGAAGCACUGUUAACCC